This is a messenger RNA of Rotaria sordida, 624 nucleotides long. Lineage: Eukaryota; Metazoa; Rotifera; Eurotatoria; Philodinida; Philodinidae. The record is from the annotation of a GenBank genome assembly.
AUGUCUUCUUCACAAAUCGAAUGGGAUUAUUCUCGUUGUGGAUCUACUCCAACUGAUCGUCGAAAAUAUUGUGCCAACUGUCAUUCGAUGUUAACUUGGACAUGUACUGGCUCAGGAAAAUCUGGUUUGUACGCGAAUUACUGUCGUCAUCGUGACAGCUGUGUUUAUUGUACACCAGAACUUGAAGAAGAAAAACAACAGAAAAUGAAGGAAAAGCAACAACAGUUUCAAGCUUUAGAUGAUAGACAACGUCCUUGGUCAGAAUGGAGACGCACUGAUACAUCUUGCAUACAACACACUGGGCAUGAUGUCGAACAAGUACAGGAAUUGUACUCGAUGUGUGAACAAACACUUAUAAAUUAUUGUUGGCAUAGAAACGAACAACUUACGAACAGUACCACCACAUCAUAUUUAUCUCCUAUGAAUCUACUUGUGGCUACAUUAAGGCACUUAAAAUACUACCAUUCUGAACGUUAUAUUGCUUCAGAAUUGAAUUUAAGUCAACCAGCAGUAAACUAUUUCUUAUCAGCAGUUGUGGAUAUUUUACACUCCUGUGUAUAUCCAGAAUUAAUUUCAUUACCUGUUGAUCUAGCAAGCAGAAGAAAAUCACAUGGACCUGAAUGA